CCCCGUUGACAAUACAAUCAAAUCGUCAUCUCAGCCAGGCGCGAAACAGCCAGAAUCAGAAGGCCAUUAUUCUCAAUACCCGACACUACCUUGCCUAUAAUUAAUGGGCGCAGAAAUACAGAAACAUACCCCAGAAUCCAAGACGGCGAUAUCCACCUCAAACGAAUACCGAGAAACCACUUAGACGUCCAAGACGCCUAGGCCAAUGACGCUCUCAGUUCUGACUGACGACCAGAUCAGGUUUCUUCUGGAGAACCUGGCAAUCGACGAGCUCGAGAACUUCCGGGCCGAGCUCAGGGCCGCUCUCCAUCAAUACUCGACGGGCACCCAGGUGCCCGAACAGAGCCUGAUCCAACAACCGAGCCGGACGUCGAUAAAUAACAAUGUCACAGGCGGCACUACCCUGUACAUGCCAUCGGUAAGCCCCGCUGGCCACGCCAUCAAGGUGAUCACCCUCUCCUCGGCUGAGAACCAAGACCACACCAAUGAGGCCGAGCGCCCCAUAAUCAAGCCUACCGGCGCCAUCACCCUCUUCUCGCCCGACGGCGCACCCGUUGGCAUCCUCAAUGCGAGCACCCCGACAGCCUUCCGGACCGCUUUGGCCUCGCUCUGUCUGGUGCAGAAGCGUGAGCAUGUCCGCACCCUGGCUGUCUUUGGCGGCGGCGAGCAGGCCUACUGGCACGUACGCCUCACCCUCAUGCUGCGCGGGGCCACUACCAAGCAGGUGCACAUCAUCAACCGCCGCUUCAGCCCGAGCCUCAAGCAGAUGAUGCACCGCCUGUACACAGUCCCGACCGAGAUGAAGGUCCGCGAGGGCUGGGCAGGAUGCACCUUUGGCGUGCUGACACCCAAGUACGGAGACUACAAGCGCCUGCUCGCCACCCAGCUGCUCGACUCGGACGUCAUAUUCUGCUGCACGCCCUCGACGGUCCCGCUCUUCGACGCCGAAAUCAUGACCAACAAGGACGCCCGGCGCAAGGGCCGCCUCUUCGUCGCCAUCGGCAGCUACACUCCGAUGAUGCGUGAGAUUCCCGUUGGCCUAAUCCACCAGGCCACUAGCAUCUCGGAAAAGGGCCACCAUCGCCACUUCCACCGUCAUGCUGUCGAGGGCGGCGUCGUUGUCGUUGAUACUCUAGACGGCGCGCUUAAAGAGGCAGGCGAGCUGAUCGAGGCCGGCAUCCUGCCGAACCAACUUGUCGAACUAGGAGAGCUGGUCAUGCUCCAGCAAGCAGACAUGGCAGAUGCCCGCGAGGGAGAGGUCGAUGCAAGCUCGCAGCCCGACAGCAGCAGCAGAAGCAGCGUGGCCCCGUCUGUCGAGUUCGAAAAGCUGGACCUUGGCAGUUUUAGCGGUCCCGGGUCAUCCAUGUCAAGCGUCUUUCUCGACUCCGGCAGCCCCACCGUUAGCGGCGGUGGAUCCAUAUCGCCCAGCCGAGCAUCGUCGCCCGGCCGUAAGAGCACAUCGUCUCCUCACCGGCGGAGUUUCAGCUUCGACAGGCGGUCGUCCGAGGAGCGAGAGAAGAAGCACCAGAAGAAGAAGAAGGAGAAGGAGGACCACUUGUCCCAGUGGCUGCACAACGGAAACGUGAUUUACAAGAGCGUCGGGCUGGCGCUGAUGGACUUGACGGUGGGGAUGCACCUGAUUCGUUUUGCGAGGGAGAAGGGCGUCGGGAGCCACGUCGAGGGGUUCUGAGAAGUAAGGAGCGAAGUGAAAGUUAACCUAAACAUCUACGUAAGUGAAGUGGCGGGAUGUUGGA
Lasiosphaeria miniovina is the source of this 1754-nucleotide messenger RNA. RefSeq lists its product as uncharacterized. The record is from RefSeq and is a predicted model, not a curated record. Gene Ontology annotation, cellular component: cytoplasm. NCBI's taxonomy places the organism in Eukaryota, Fungi, Ascomycota, Sordariomycetes, Sordariales, Lasiosphaeriaceae. The coding region runs from base 206 to 1690 and encodes 494 amino acids. The transcript has 3 exons.